AUGGUGUGCAUUCCCUGUAUUGUCAUCCCUGUUCUCCUCUGGGUGUACAAGAAGUUCCUGGAGCCCUACAUCUACCCCGUCAUCGCGCCCUUCAUCAAGCGGGUUUGGCCCAAGAAAGCUGUGGAAGAAAGAACAACCACAGGAGGAGGCCAAGGAGCCAGCACUGGAAAUCCACGGGCACCUGCAGGCACCAAAAGAGAUCAGGAGGAUGAGUUGGGAAUUUACAGAUUUGAAAGCAAUGGUGUGGCCAAUGGAAUCAUUGCUGGGAGAUCCACGGAGGCUUCCGACAAGAAAAUGGAUUAA
Chaetura pelagica (chimney swift) is the source of this 303-nucleotide messenger RNA. RefSeq names its product UPF0729 protein C18orf32 homolog. The transcript has 2 exons. Gene Ontology annotation, biological process: positive regulation of canonical NF-kappaB signal transduction. The coding region runs from base 1 to 303 and encodes 100 amino acids. NCBI's taxonomy places the organism in Eukaryota, Metazoa, Chordata, Aves, Apodiformes, Apodidae. The record is from RefSeq and is a predicted model, not a curated record.